Molecule: messenger RNA, 1089 nt
Organism: Pteropus alecto (black flying fox)
Lineage: Eukaryota; Metazoa; Chordata; Mammalia; Chiroptera; Pteropodidae
Gene: DPPA2
Product: developmental pluripotency associated 2
Exons: 7
Coding region: 103-1074 (323 amino acids)
Biological process (GO): system development
Cellular component (GO): nucleus
Molecular function (GO): chromatin binding
Source: RefSeq, a predicted model, not a curated record
UUAUAAAAGGAGAAAUCAGGCUAGAAACCCUCAGGUUAAAAGGAGUAAACGGCGGGUAUCCUGAACAGUGCUGGCUUUGCCUUCCUCUGAGUGUUCCUGGAAAUGGCAAAUUCUGAUAGCAGCAAAAAGGAUUUCUUUGAGAAUCAAUUAGAUGAAGAAAGUGUGAUUCUCACAUUGGUUCCAGCUUACGAGGAACCUAAUGAAGAACAUCAAAUGCAACCAAGCAUUUCUUUAGCCUCAGAAGCCAGUCUGAAGACUCCUAGGACUGAUGAUAAAGUUUAUCUGCCUCAAAUGCAUGAAAACUUCAAAGCUUGCCCCAAAUCAAUCCUUCCCUUGCCAACCAUUUUGCCUUCAAUUAAUAAAGUACGUUGGGACACAUUGCGGAACUGGUGCCAACAAUUUAAUUUGAGUACGGAUGGUAAGAAAAUAGAUGUUUAUCUGAGGCUCAAGGAACAUGCUUACACUGAAGAAAAAGAGGUGACUGAGGAGUAUGAAGAUAGUAUAAAGGAUGUUCCUGAAACAUCUCAGGAAGCCACCUUGCAGUCAAGUUCAAAGAAAUGCAAGAUGGUAACCAAGAGAACAAGGAAUCAGAAAAGUUAUAAGAUGAGUGAGAGAGAGAAAGGGACCAAUACAGUUGAAGUGAUAACUUCAGCUCAGGAAGCCAUGUUGGCAGCAUGGGCAAGAAUUGCUGCAAGAGCUGUUCAGCCUAAGACUGUGAAUUCAUGUUUCAUUCCUACUUCUGCAGAGAACUUUCUCCUGCAAACCUCUGGUGUCAGGUGGUGUGUGGUCCAUGGCAGACCUCUCUUGGCAGACAUAAAGGGCUGGGUUCGUCUGCACUUCCAUGCAGGUCAGCCCUGGGUGCCUGACACUCCCAAGAAGAUGAUCUCUCUCUUCCUAUUACCAGCUUGCACUUUCCCAUACCCAGACCUAGAAGAUAAUAUGUUAUGCCCUGAAUGUGUUAAGAGGAAUAAGAGGAUAAUGGAAAGAUUAAUUACAAUGAGGAAGAAGAAGCAACCUACUUUGAACAAAUCUACAUCUUUCCUUUUGGAUGGGCCAUGUCUUAAUAAAGAAUAAAUGGUGCAGAUCUCA